AUGACAGCAGCAGGCAGUGGCAAUGGUUUCGGCACCACAGCAUGGUGGGGAUUUUCUCCAGCGCUUGACCUACAAGCCACAUGUCGGGAGACCUCAAUGGAACAUCUGCAGCUGUCCCAGGAUGGUAUUCCUGCACUGAACAUCCUGCUAGUGGGAUCAAUAGAUGGUCGUCAUAUCCUCAAGACAAUGAGUCAGGCGCACCGGUGGCCACGGCGGAAAAUUAACUUCUACGUGCUGGAGAACAAUCUGGAAGCCCUGGGUCGCCAGCUGCUGUUUCUGAGUCUGGCUCUGGAGCCUCCAGAGAAGAUGGGGCUACAAGAGAAAAGUGAGACAUUCUUGGAGCUGAUGGGGAAUACUUUGCUCCGAAGUCAGACAGCUGCCUAUCUGCAGGAGAAGGCAGGCCUCUUCAUCCGUUACGUCACAGACUCCGAUUUCCAGCAGACUCACCUACCCAAUAUGGACCUGUCUGCCCUCAAGUUCAGGGAGCGGGACCAGUUGGAGGCCAUCUUCCAGUUCUGGCGGAGCCCUGACCCACGGGCUUUUCAGAUCAAGCAGCUCUGGGACCUGCGACUCCGGCAGUACUUGGGAACCCGAUAUGACUCUCGCCGUGGGGUGUGUGACUGGGAUCUCACUAUGAAGCUGCAUGAACACGGAGCCAAUGUGAUAAACUUCCGUGAGUUUUACCACUGGCGGGAAACAGGCAUGGCCUUUGAAUUGCGAGAAGCCACCUAUGACAUCCCCAACAAGACCUUGGCAUCUGGCCGUCUCCUCAGACAUAAAGGGGAGGCAAUACCAGCUCGGGGAUAUUGGGGAGACAUAGCCACUGGCCCCUACAUCACCUUUGGAAUUGAGACUGAAGAUCCCAGUCUGCUGAAAAUGACCAAUGGCAUCCCCAGUAAGAGUUCCCAGGAAAUCUCUUUGCACAAUGUCACUGCUCUAUUGUAUGAACUCAGUUAUAACACCCGCUAUGACCCAUCGGCACCCUCUAACGAGGAGGGCAAUGGUUACUACCUGCAGGGUGGUGGUGACUGUUCCAAGCUGGGUGCUACCAGUGGUUCUCCCUCUGCAGAAGAUUCCAGAGUCUGUUUCUUGCCUCUCAACUGCCUCCCUGAGCUCCAUCACAAAGGCAAAUACCAACAACUCUUCAAUCUCAUCUUCUUCUCUUGCAGCAUGUUGCACUUCCUAAAACCAAAUUUGAAUCUGAUUUCAGCCCCAAAAGCCACUCUCGUUGUUGAGCUGUCAAACUUCCUGCCUGACCUCCGAAAGGAGCAGGUCUCUGAGUUCUCCUCUCGAAUAACCAGCCUGGUGAUGGGGGCAGGAUUUGUUCCAGUCCAAGCAACAGACAAAAAACGGUUCUCCUUGUUCCAGCUUGGAGACCAGGAGGUUAGAGAGAUGUGCAAUGAGAUACCUCCACCUGAGAUGACUGCAGCUGGCCUCUGAGGUUUCCCCUACCUACCCUACUCUCCUUUUUAACCAUUAUUGUUUUAAUAUUAAUAAAAUAUUUAACAAAAAGGUUGUUGCUAUGAAACGCCAAGGGUGUUUACAGACAGAGGUUUCUUGUGGAAUUGGUGCAGCUCAUGCAUACAAGCUUUUUGCAUCAUCCGCAUGACGACGUGGAAAAUCCGAUAAGUAAAAAUAACCCCUUAUGCAUCCACAGUCACUGAUGUUAGUGCAUUACUUUUGUAGUGGGUGGCUUGUUACAUGUGUGGUGACAUUCCAGUGGUUGGUCUCUGUUGCCGUACCUCUGCUUCCAUUUGCUCCUUAGCUGAGCGCAACAUAGCCAUUUUGUUCCCAGCACCCACCAUCACCACACACACAUAUACACAAUACCAAACAAGGUUAUUGCCAUCAUUUGCUGUGUGCUGAAGGGCCUUUAAAAAAAAAAUUAAAGGAUGUUUUG
Molecule: messenger RNA, 1900 nt
Organism: Rhineura floridana
Lineage: Eukaryota; Metazoa; Chordata; Lepidosauria; Squamata; Rhineuridae
Gene: DNAAF3
Product: dynein axonemal assembly factor 3
Exons: 11
Coding region: 1-1440 (479 amino acids)
Biological process (GO): motile cilium assembly; axonemal dynein complex assembly
Source: RefSeq, a predicted model, not a curated record